UCGUAGAAGACAAAGGGUGUACAACGGCCGCAAGAUACAGAGGGGAGAUUUGGACCCCUGCACUUAAUCAACUUCACAAAACUCUAAUCUCACUAUCCGCGACCCUUUCCUCACUCGAUGAACGCUACCUCUUCUCUUUCUUUCAGUUCUAAAACAACCUUUAAGUUUCGUCUAGAUUCAACUUUCAAGCAGUACCGUCAAGAUUCGUUGUGUUCAAGCAUCACUUUUUUUUUUCAAUUCCAGGUGGUUGAAAUUGGCAAAGGGAGCAAGGUUAAUUAUGAAUUGGACAAGAAAAGUGGACUUAUAAAGCAAAGUAUCAAUGAAGAUGUUGAAAAGGAUGAUAUAAAUGAUGAAAUUCAAGACGACGACGUAGAUGAUGGAUUUCAAGAGGACGUUGUAGGUGACAAAUUUCAAGAGGACAACAUAGAUCUUGAUGAUGAAUCUCAAGAGGAUGAUAUAGACGGUGAAUUUGAAGAGGACAAUGUAGAUGAAGAAUUUCUGGAGGUUGACAUAUGUGAUAAAUUUCAAGAGGACGAUUUGGAUGAUGAAUUCCAAGAAGACUAACUUGAAUGAGUUGGAUGAUGUCUUUUUUUUGUCUUGUAGGUGAAAGCAUUAAACUUGAACUAUGUUUUUUGUUCUUUUACUGGGUCAUUCUUCAAAGUAUUAAACUUA
Messenger RNA from Vicia villosa (hairy vetch), 672 nucleotides. RefSeq lists its product as uncharacterized. Bases 118 to 564 code for a protein of 148 amino acids. The transcript is spliced from 3 exons. NCBI's taxonomy places the organism in Eukaryota, Viridiplantae, Streptophyta, Magnoliopsida, Fabales, Fabaceae. The record is from RefSeq and is a predicted model, not a curated record.